Exophiala aquamarina CBS 119918 is the source of this 3543-nucleotide messenger RNA. Its product is annotated as IRE protein kinase. Gene Ontology annotation, cellular component: IRE1-TRAF2-ASK1 complex. The record is from RefSeq and is a predicted model, not a curated record. Lineage: Eukaryota; Fungi; Ascomycota; Eurotiomycetes; Chaetothyriales; Herpotrichiellaceae. The transcript has a single exon. The coding region runs from base 1 to 3543 and encodes 1180 amino acids. Gene Ontology annotation, biological process: intrinsic apoptotic signaling pathway in response to endoplasmic reticulum stress; mRNA processing; IRE1-mediated unfolded protein response. Gene Ontology annotation, molecular function: ATP binding; protein serine/threonine kinase activity; RNA endonuclease activity.
AUGGCAAAACCUCCACUUCGGCCACCCGGUCGACGUGGAGGAUCAAAUAAAUCAAUGCUCACAUGGGCCAUCCUCCUCCUCCUCAUCGCUGCUGCUAAUCCUCAGUCCCUCCCACAACAAUCUGAUUCGGUUCAGAGGAUAAUAGCCGCCACUCAAAGUCCUCGCCCUGAGUCGAGUCGUCGCCCUCAGGCUGGCCGCAGUCCAGCAGAGAUCCCUCUCCUCAAGAACGACGUGACCACCGUCAAGUUCAGAAGCACCGAUGAAUCCCCCGAAAACCACAAACUCCGUCCUUUGGCUCCAGCUCACGAUUACCGUGAUGUUGUCCGAGCACCACUUGUCCAGUCUGUAGAGUCCUCUUCUGGCCUCACUUCGCUUCAUUCAGCGCGGCUGCUUCAAGAUUGGGAGGUCGAGAAUCUCAUACUCCUAGCCACUAUUGAUGGCACAAUACACGCUCGAGAUCGAAAGACCGGCAUCGAAAGAUGGUCUCUGGGAAUUCCGAACAGCCCCAUGAUCGAGACCAUACACCACAAGCUGAAUCGAAGCCAUUUGGAAAGCUCACAAUACGAGGAUGACUAUAUGUUUAUUGUCGAGCCCAGUAAAGAUGGCAAUCUAUUCCUCCAGCACAAAGACCCAAGGAUUGGUCUUCAACGGUUGGGUAUCACUGUCAAAUCUCUUGCCAGUGACGAACCAACUAUAGUCGACGACCCUCCUUUGGUCACAGUUUCAAGUCAGCGAACUGCUGCUUAUGUCGUUGAUGCUGCCACCGGACACAUUCUUCAGGAAUUCGACACCCAUCAACCUUUCUCAAACAGCGAUCAAAGCCGCAGCUGCCGCAGGCUGAGUGGCUUUGAACUGGACGAUCCAGCCUGCGAGCCUCUGGGAGAACUCAAUCUAGGAAGGAUCGAAUACACUGUUCAAAUUUCUCACAAGUAUACACGACAGCCCUUAUGCACUAUUCGGUUUGCUGAAUGGCUGCCGAACAAAGCCGACAGCGAUCUGCAAGAUCAAUACGUUGCUCCUCUCGACAGUUAUCAUAUUCAAAGUCUAUACAAUGGCCGCAUCAUUGGAUUCAAUACCGACUCAAUCCAGCCUCGUGCCUUCAAAUUGGCUCUGGACACCCCUGUUGCUCGAGUCUUCGAUGUUGUGCGUCCUAUCGAAACCACAGAACAGACGCCAAAGUUGGUUCUCCUCACACGGCCAUCAGAUUCAGCCUUGAUAUCCUCCCCGGAAAUCUGGCGCAAUGAAAUGCAACGUGCAGAUAGAGUCUUCGUUAAUAAAACCGAAUCGGGUGUUUGGUAUGCAAUGUCGGAACUCUCAUACCCUGGAGUCACCAGCGGUGCUGCUCCUGCCAGUUCUCACUGGAAUUAUGAGAAUCAUCCCCUCGACUUUGAUGGUGACUUGGACGACAUUGUGGGUGUCCAUGUUCUAUCUCGCACUCCGUCUGGCGCACCCUUGCGUUUAACCAUUUCGCCUCCUCCUGUAAUGGAUUUGGGUGAGGAGGUGGAAAAGAACAUGGCUUCAAUCGAGUCGAAACUACCGCCAUCUCUCUUACCUACUUUGAGCCAUCCAUUGUUAUCAGUUUUCAACAUCAUUGUUUUUAGCAUCUUUCUUUUCGUGUGUGGAGUUCAAAUGAAGCAACCUAUGAUGCUCAAGAUGCAACGACUUCUAAAGAAGGCUGGUGUCGAGAUAUCUGUUGACGACAACACGCCAGCUGCCUCUGCACAAACCUCAAAACCUCCAGACGAUCAGGAUCCACCAGUUGCCAAGGUAUCGGAGGAGAAAGACGUUGCUGAAGCUGUGAGUGAAGCCAUGGAAAAGAUCACCACCCCUGCAAGAAGCCGAGCACAGAGUUCAGUCAUCACUGUUGCUAGCCCUGUUAAGACUACCAUCGUCAAAGUUCCAGAUACAAAUGAAGAAAGCUCUGAAGGGGAAUCAGAAGAUGAUAAAGGAAAGCAAGACAGCGCCUCUGGUGAACCUACAGAGAAUGGCCAACAACCAAGGAAAAGACAUGCGAAACGUGGCAAACGAGGAGGCAAGAAAAAUAAAAAGGGCAAAAAGACAAUGGACCCGGAAGCUAUGGACGCUGAAAUCCUUACACCCGAGAUCCCUACCAAGGACGGACCACUCCUGGUCGGUCGACUUCGAAUUGACACCAAAGAGGAGAGUUGUCUCGGCCGAGGCAGCAACGGCACUGCUGUAUUUCCUGGCACUUUGGAAGGCCGUGAGGUCGCCGUGAAACGCUUGAUACGUUCGUCGAACAGUCUGGCAGCCAAGGAAAUCAAGCAUCUUCUAUCCAGUGACGAGAACCCUCACGUUGUUCGCUAUUUCGGCAAAGAGGAAUCUCAACACUUCACCUACAUUGCUCUGGAGCUUUUCACAACAUCUCUUGAUCAAUUUAUUGAGCGGCCCCUUCAGUACCCAAAUUUGAUCAAGCUCCCUGAAGGUUUUGAUGUUAAGGACUGUCUACGCCAAAUCACAGAUGGUGUACAACAUCUCCACUCAUUAAAACUUGUUCAUCGAGAUAUCAAACCUCAGAACGUCCUCGUCAAAGCUGUCAAAAGCAAUCGACCAUCGACUGGUCUACCAAAACUUCAAUUUGUCAUCUCUGACUUUGGUCUUUGCAAGCCUUUAGAGGAGGGUCCUGAGUCGACAUUUGCUCCCACUGCGAACCACACUGCAGCUGGUACUACUGGUUGGCGGGCUCCUGAACUUUUAGUUCACUCUCGUGCCGCUAUGACCGCACCAAAUUCUACGUCAACUACAUCAAAGUCCACAGUCCACUCUAGCGAGGGUGUUGUUGAUCGUCCCUCUGGCCGUCGCGCGACCAAAGCCAUCGACAUCUUCUCCCUAGGUUGUGUCUUUUAUUAUGUCAUGACUCAAGGUCACCAUCCUUUCGAUGUUGGCGGGACUAGUCUUGGACGUGAUCUUAAUAUCAAGGAAAACAAUUUCUCCACAGACGCUCUUCGUCUCCAUGAUUACCAGUUCGAUGCUGAUGAUCUUGUGAUGCAAAUGUUGAAGCAUGAUCCACGAGAUAGACCAGACACCCAAGACAUCCUCAGACAUCCAUACUUCUGGGAUGUAGCGGACAAGCUGGAGUUUUUGUGCGACGUGUCUGACUGCUACGAGAGAGAGAAGAAUUCCAUCAACAACAUCUUCGACGAGAAGGCACUUCGUACACAAACAGAACUAGAAUCUCUGGCUGAACUGACUGCUCUUGAAUCACUGGCCCCAAAUGUCAUCGGGCCCUCAAACGACUUCCUGCGAGCUAUUCCCCGCAGCUUCGUCAAUGAGAUGGGCAAACAGCGAAAAUACACGGGCUCCAAGAUGAUUGACCUUUUGCGCGUGAUUCGCAAUAAAAAGAACCAUUUCCACGAUCUUCCCGACGACGUCAAGGAGCAGAUGUUGGGAGGUGGAGCCAAAGGGUACUACGGUUUCUGGGCUAAACGCUUCCCUAGUCUUUUGAUCAACUGUCAUGCCCUGAUCAUCGAGAGGGAGUUGGCCACGCGGUUUAGGAUGGAGCGCUAUUUUGACGGUGCGGUUUGA